Molecule: messenger RNA, 351 nt
Organism: Mus musculus (house mouse)
Lineage: Eukaryota; Metazoa; Chordata; Mammalia; Rodentia; Muridae
Product: predicted gene 12880
Exons: 3
Coding region: 1-351 (116 amino acids)
Source: RefSeq, a predicted model, not a curated record
AUGCUGUUAGCUAGCUCCCUGUGGCUCCUGCCUGUCUGUCUUCUGUUCUGGUUUUGUGAUGCCAAGGGGCUGGUGUAUGUGGACCCUGACUCAGAAUCAACACCACUACCUGUGGUGAUCUGGAUUGAUGUUGAGAUCUUCGUAAUCAUGGUUUCCAUGACAACCUCUAAGGAAACACCAAAAUCUGGAACUGAUGUCGAGUCUCUACAGCAUGGGAAUAAUACGAUGAAGGAUGUAGAGAACCAAGUCCUGGAUGCUUGCUCCCAACUGUGUCAGAGUCUUGCUCAGGAUCCUAAAUUGCAGCAUGGCUACAUUAUUGUUGCAUACUUCAGUGGAUGCCAGCUCCUGUAA